Anopheles marshallii is the source of this 2529-nucleotide messenger RNA. RefSeq names its product protein Skeletor, isoforms B/C. Bases 1 to 2529 code for a protein of 842 amino acids. The record is from RefSeq and is a predicted model, not a curated record. The transcript is spliced from 12 exons. NCBI's taxonomy places the organism in Eukaryota, Metazoa, Arthropoda, Insecta, Diptera, Culicidae.
AUGAUGGCCGCCAUUUUGGUGCGCGAAAAACCGCGACAAACCCGUGACGAUGAUGAUGCGACCGUGAGUGAAAGGUACGCGAGCAACGGUGAGAACGGUGGGUGGUACGGCAUGGAGCAGGCGCCACAACCGCACGAAAGGACUCCCCAACUGUCCUCGGUGUGGUCGGGGUCGGUGGAGGAGGGGAUGGAGCACGAAGAAAGGGUGAGGAUGGAAGAUGGCCGGAACUACUGCACCGGCGGUCGCUGUUUGGUGGAGGAUCGGCCAAGGGGGAUUGUGACCAACAGUGCGAAGGGCAGGCAUUGGCCAUGGUCAGGGUCGUGUGCCAGGGAUACGUCGCUUCUGGUAGGACUAGUGUUGGUGCUGCUACACACCGUCAAAGUUGAUUGUCGAGCUCCAAAGGAACCUUACUACGGUCGCGAAAUAGGGGAACUGGCCAACUUUGGACAUGGCAUCAAGGGACAUGUGUACGCCGUCGAUGAAUCGACACUGUUUGUCAAAGGAUUCGCCUACGACGGUAACGCACCGGAUGCGUUCUUCUGGGUUGGCAAUUCGCCUCGCCCAAGCCCGGAAGGAUACAUCAUACCAUACCCGGAGGAGUACAGUGGGCGUGAGCCGCCGGUACUGCAACAACACAACAACACGGACAUCAUUCUCAAGCUACCGAUGGGAAAGCGGAUCCGUGACAUUCUAUGGCUGUCGGUUUGGUGUCGCCGAUUUACGGUCGACUUUGGAGAAAUCUUCAUCCCACCCGGACUGGACGUGCCGAAGCCAAGGGUACUGCCGGAGUUCAAGCGUCUGGCGCACGGGCUGCGCUCGAGCAACAUCAGCAUCCUGGACGCGAAAACGUUCUACAUUCCCAACCUGCACUACGACGGUGCUGGCCCGGAUGCAUACUUCUGGGUUGGCAACGGUUCCGAGCCAAACAUCAUGGGCACGAAGGUACCGAACGAGAUCGGUUCGCUCGAACCGCUGCGUGGCUACCAGGGUGAGGACAUCGAAAUACAGCUGCCCGGCAAUCUUACCGUGUACGAUAUCGAUUGGUUGGCGGUUUGGUGCGUCGAGUAUCGGCACAACUUCGGGCACGUUUACAUCCCGAAGGAUUUGGAUGUACCGCCCGCGCUGGGACAGACUAAGAUAGCGCCGCCAUGGUGGUACAAACCGACAACCACAACCACAUCCACGGUAAUAACGCAGCCCACUAGCAAACCGGCGAAUGCCAACUGCAAGGAGCUGCUGCGCGGCAAACUGAACGUCAUGUGGGAAGUGAUGGAUGACUACAUCGUUAUCGAGCUGGUUGGCCGCAUCCAGGAGGACCAGUACAUGGCGUUCGGUAUUUCCGGCAGCCAUGGCCAUCCGCAGAUGAUUGGUGCCGAUGUCGUGGUGGCAUUCUACGAUCGGCGCCAGCGUCGGUUCCGUGCGGAAGACUACUACAUGUCCUCGCUGUCCCAGUGCGACGGGAAGCUGGGUGUCUGUCCGGACGAGCGAAUCGGUGGUAAAAACGAUGUGGAAAUAUUGUCGGGGGAUCGGAGUCACGGUGUGACCAGGAUCAAAUACCGUCGGCUACUGCAGACGAACGAAGCCGUCAACGAUCGGGCCUAUCCGUUGGAUCGCCAGAUAUCGGUGAUUGCUGCGAUCGGGCCGCUGAAUUCGCGCGACGAAGCCAACGCACACUCGCACACCGGCACGGAGGUGACGGUCGACGAUGUACAGAUUGACUUUGCGUCCAAGAACGAUCACACCUGUACGGAUGCGCUCGAUAGCUACCGGGAGGAGAACGGUCCGGAACCGUGGCCAACGCGCACCAUACUGGGGGAGAAGACAAUCACGGCCCGCAUUGGUCCGACCGGUGGGAAGCGGGGCUACACGCCCAUUACCGGACAUCCGUCCUGGGGUAUUGCCUGGUACAUGAACGAUCUGCUGAUACCGGAAAUUUAUGUCGAGCGAGGACAAACGUACACGUUCAUCGUGGAGGGUGGUGACGAGAUGACGCAACCGGCCAACUUUCACCGUUUAUCGCCCUCAGCACUGGAUGAAUUGCGCAGAUAUCACCCACUGUACAUUACCAGCUCGAGCGAGGGAGGCUACGGUCAGCUAAGCGAGGCCAAGCGGCGCCGGGAAACGGUGUACGCCGGCGUAGAAUAUGAUGCCGAUGGGUACGCCUAUCCGACCGCGGCUGGCCGUUACUGCGAAUGGAAGCACAAAACGAUUGACCGAUCGACCGAAAUUGCCACCUUUGAGGAGUACAAGAAAACGCUCCAACUGUCCUGCGACGAUCCGAACGGUCAGCCAGCGUACCUUAACUGGACGGUGGUGGAGGAAACACCCGAUCUGGUGUACUAUCAGUGCUUCACGCAUCGUAAUUUGGGCUGGAAAAUUCACGUCGUCAACCCGGGUGAAACGAGUAAGAUCAGCGGAUCGCAUGGUUUGUAUGGGUCGGGUUCGUCCAUCCUGCUGUACACGCUGCUCCUGCUGGCCCUCACACCCGCUUGGUGGCUGGUGCCGAGACAGCCGUACCGAGGUUUUUGA